AUGAGUGGAAUAUUCACAGAUCAAACAUUGGAUUGUUUAAUUCAAUUUAUGGCCUCUCAACACCUAGUUCCAUUGAAACAUGAAUUGACACCACAAACUGCUUUUCAUUUACUUUUACUCUAUUCUUAUGAUCAAUACAAAGAUGAAUAUGUGAAAUUUAAUUCAAAAUUGAAUGAAAGUGGACAUGGUGGAGAAUGGAUGAAUUCAACUCUUCAAUUACCACAACCUUACAAGUAUUAUGUUCAUGUUCCAGUAUAUUCCAAUCGUAGUAUUGAAACAACAUGUUCACUUUUUGAUAAAUUUGGUAAUAAGAGACAUUUCUUUACAUGUAGAACACAUGGACAACAAAACUUUAAUGAAUUUACAAGUGAUGGUAACACCCCUACUGGAUUAUACACCUUUGAUUUAAAUACACCUGAGGAUGAUCCAAAAGAAUAUGGUCCCUAUGAUGUCAAUAGAGCGGUCUAUGGUCUUAAAGGCAAUGCUUUCUAUAUUUAUCCAAAGAUUCGAAGUGGAAUUUUAUUACACACUGGUGAAUGGUCAAGCUAUCAUCCAAUGCCUAACAGUCAUGGUUGUAUUCAUGCUCAACCUCAAGAUAUUGAGAGAAUUGCUCAAAUUUUGAAAAAUGAUUUGGGAGUGGUAGCUCAUGAAAAUUUAUUUGGAAAGUACCCUUAUCCAUUCCAACAACAAGGUUUAUUAAGUGUUGUACAAUAUAGUCAUGAUGAUGAAUUGUAA
Messenger RNA from Naegleria lovaniensis, 735 nucleotides. RefSeq lists its product as uncharacterized. Lineage: Eukaryota; Heterolobosea; Eutetramitea; Acrasida; Naegleriidae. The coding region runs from base 1 to 735 and encodes 244 amino acids. Gene Ontology annotation, molecular function: transferase activity. The transcript has 2 exons. The record is from RefSeq and is a predicted model, not a curated record.